AACUCAACCAUGUGACACACCAAACCAACAGUGACAGGCUGUGUGUGUGUGUUAGUGUGUGUUUGUGGCAAGUUAUGCGGAACUUGUGCCUCCUCCUCGGCGUGUCUGUCUCUGUGUCUCUGUCUCUGUUAGUGUCUUCCUCUGCAGCUGGACCUUCUCAAACACACCGAGACACACCGGGUAAAGGUGUGUGCUGCAGGUGAGCAGGUAACACGGAGGAGGAGUGUUCACAUAGAACUGGAUUUAUGACAGCAUUGUUUUCAUCAGUCAGUGUUGGUAUGAAGAAGUCGGCGUGAGUUGUUUUUUUUGUUUUUUGUAAUUCUUGUUUUUUUUCGCAUCUCGAGGUUUCUUGUUUUAUUCUAAAGGCUAUAAACAAGCUGAUUAAAACAUGAAGUUUAACGGGUUCGUGAAGCUGCGGAUCGGUGAGGCGGUGGACCUGAAGCCGACCAAAUACUCCCUCCGACACUCAGUCAUCUUCCACAAAGCCCCCCAGACCCUGGACCCCUACAUGGUGCUGAAGGUGGACGACGUGAAGAUCGGACAGACUGUCACCAAGCAGAAGACCAACACGCCGACGUUCAACGAGGAGUUCAGCCUCAACGUGAACGACGGUAAACACAUCGAGAUGGCGGUGUUCAACGACACCCCCAUCGGCUAUGAUGACUUUGUGGCCAACUGCAUCAUCCAGUUUGAGGACCUCAUCAAGACCUCCAACACAGGAGAGACUUUCGAGGGAUGGAUGGACUUGGAGCCAGAGGGCAAAGUUUACGUUCAUAUUUCUCUCACUGGAUCCUUCACUGAUGACGACGCCAUAGUGAAGACCUACAAGCAGUUCACGAGGCAGCGACACGGGGCCGUGAGACGGAGGAUCCACCAGGUCAACGGACACAAGUUCAUGUCCACUUUCCUCCGUCAACCCACCUUCUGUUUCCACUGCAGAGAGUUCAUCUGGGGUGUCUUUGGAAAGCAGGGAUACCAGUGCCAACUAUGUACCUGUGUGGUUCACAAGCGAUGCCAUCAGCACGUCGUCACCGUGUGUCCACGCAUGAAGAAGCCGACAAAAGAACAGCCCGUAACCCAAGGCUUCAGCAUCAACGUCCCUCACAUGUUCAACAUCCACAACUUCAAGUCGCCCACCUUCUGUGACCACUGUGGCUCGCUGCUGUGGGGGAUAGUCAGGCAGGGGCUGCACUGCAAAAUCUGUAAAAUGAACGUUCACAUCCGCUGCAAAGGCAACGUCGCUCCCAACUGUGGGGUCAACAGCGUGGAACUGGCCAAUAAGCUUGCAGAGAUGGGUCUGCAGGCCGGAGGCAUCCCGAAACGCAACUCACUGGGCAAUAGUGCAAGUCAGAUGAGAGCGCCCGCUGAAAGGAGAGAUAGUAUGGACACCCAGCUGGAGACCCUUCGACUGGGCAUCUCCGACUUCACGUUCCUUCAAGUCCUUGGCAAGGGCAGUUUUGGCAAGGUGAUGCUGGCGAGACUCAACGACAAAGAUCGUGUUUUUGCGGUCAAGGUGUUGAAAAAGGACAUCAUUUUGCAAGACGACGAUGUGGAGUGUACCAUGACGGAGAAGAGGGUGCUGUCACUGGCCUGCUGUCACCCCUACCUCACGCAGUUGUACUGCUGCUUCCAGACGCCGGACCGUCUCUUCUUUGUGAUGGAGUUUGUGAACGGUGGCGAUCUAAUGUUCCACAUCCAGAAGUCCAGGAAGUUUGAAGAGCCCAGAGCACGUUUCUACACAGCAGAGAUCACCUCCGCUCUCAUGUUCCUGCACGACAAAGGCAUCAUCUACAGGGAUCUAAAACUGGACAAUGUUCUUCUUGACAAAGACGGUCACUGUAAGCUGGCGGACUUUGGCAUGUGCAAAGAGGGCAUAUCUGGAGGCGCGCUCACAGGAACUUUCUGUGGGACCCCGGAUUACAUUGCCCCCGAGAUCCUGCAGGAGAUGCUGUACGGGCCCUCUGUGGACUGGUGGGCUCUCGGGGUGCUCCUGUACGAGAUGCUGUCGGGACAUGCUCCCUUUGAGGCCGAAAAUGAAGAUGACCUCUUUGAAUCCAUCCUCAAUGAAGAGAUUGUUUAUGCGUCUUGGCUCAGCGCAGAGGCAGUGAAUAUACUCAAAGCUUUCUUGACCAAAAACCCGGCCCGACGUCUGGGCUGUGUGGCCUCAGAAGGUGGAGAGAGCGCAGUGACCAGCCACACCUUCUUCACUGGCAUCGAUUGGGAGAAGCUGGAGCGUAGAGAAAUAGAGCCACCCUUCAAGCCCAGGAUCAAAACACCAGAAGACGUCAACAACUUUGACCCAGACUUUACUCAGGAAGAGCCCACCCUCACGCCCAUCGAUGACCCUAUGAUCCCUUCCAUCAACCAGGACGAAUUUCGUGACUUCUCCUUCACCUCGACUGAACUGCAGGAGAGCUAAGAGUCUCCUCAUUGAUCCUCCAGUCAUCCUGCACUCUCACUCCUCUCAGUGUUUGUGUGUUUGUCUAAGACAGUUCCAGGUGGUACGUGCAGUGUGAUGCUGCCACAUUCCCCAGAGACAUGAGGGUGCAAAGUGCCGAGGAGUCAGCCAAACUCAUGCUGCACCUCUUGAGCACUCCUGUAAUUCCCGAAAAAGUGAUCAUCUUUUGAAAUGACAUUAAGUUUUGACAAUGUUUCCGUUCGAUUUGGACACAUUCAUGCAAGUGUCUGUGUGGAAAUGGUGUAUUUGAUGUGGUGGUGUGUUUGACAAAAGUGUCCAACCUCAGAAUAUUAUUGUACAUUUUGCUCUGGAUGAGUUCGCUUCCAGUUACUUCAAAUGAAAAAACACUUUUUGGAGCACAA
Sebastes umbrosus (honeycomb rockfish) is the source of this 2820-nucleotide messenger RNA. It is a transcript of the gene prkcha, whose product is annotated as protein kinase C, eta, a. NCBI's taxonomy places the organism in Eukaryota, Metazoa, Chordata, Actinopteri, Perciformes, Sebastidae. Gene Ontology annotation, biological process: protein phosphorylation. The transcript is spliced from 14 exons. Bases 389 to 2419 code for a protein of 676 amino acids. Gene Ontology annotation, molecular function: diacylglycerol-dependent serine/threonine kinase activity; ATP binding. The record is from RefSeq and is a predicted model, not a curated record.